Molecule: messenger RNA, 2111 nt
Organism: Ahaetulla prasina
Lineage: Eukaryota; Metazoa; Chordata; Lepidosauria; Squamata; Colubridae
Product: endogenous retrovirus group K member 8 Gag polyprotein-like
Exons: 2
Coding region: 19-963 (314 amino acids)
Biological process (GO): viral process
Molecular function (GO): nucleic acid binding; zinc ion binding
Source: RefSeq, a predicted model, not a curated record
UCCAGUGUUCAGCAAGCAAUGCGGGAUGGUACCUUAGAACCAGAUGAGCUUUCUGCAGCUUCCCUUUUUCCCUUAGUUUACCAACAAAAUGCAACUGGUGUUUUAGCACCCCACUGGGAACCUAUUCCAAUUAAAACAAUCAGGGAUGUUAAACAAGCUGUCAUGGUAUAUGGUCUGCAAGCACCGUAUACCAUAGGACUCAUUCUCAUGAUGUCUAAUACGUAUGUUAUGCUUCCUUCUGACUGGAAGGAUAUGUUUCGCAUGAUUUUAACCAGCACUCAGUACGUUAUUUGGGAAUCAGAAUUUCGCCGUGAGGCUGAAGCCCUAGCGGCAAGAACUCCUGGCAUACAAGCAGUUGAGAUCUGCGGAGAAGGGGCGUUUGCUCCUCCUACUGCACAAUAUAAUUUAUCCGUGGUUACUUUAACCCUUGUGUCCCUGGCUGCUACUCAAGCUAUUACAAGGGUUGAUGAUCCCUGUUCAAUACGCCAAUCUUUUGCAAAAAUUGUUCAAGGGCCAAAUGAGUCAUACUCAGAAUUCAUUGACAAGCUGCAGACUGCCAUCUCCCGCCAAAUCUCCAAUGCAGAUGCUCAAAUGGAAAUCCUUAGGAAACUAGCUUAUGACAAUGCAAAUACGGACUGCAAAAAUUUGUUAGCCCGCCUUAUAAACUCUCCAAACGUUACCCUGGCACAAUUCCUCAAAGCAUGCCAGCAUGUGGGCACACAUACUUAUAAUGCAGAAGUUUUAGCUAGUGCCCUAUCAAAGGCUUCAUCACCAUCUGGUAACUGCUUUAAUUGCGGCAAACCCGGCCACUUCAAGGCACAAUGCCGAGACCGUGGAGGGGGCGCCUCUCACAAUGAGAUGAACAAAGAAGCCAAACCAAAAUCAGUGUGUCCAAAAUGUAAAAAGGGAUAUCACUGGGCAAAUCAAUGCCGAGUCAAACCAAAUCCCGACUCGGGAAACUAGAGAUGGGGCCGGCAACUAGCCCCGCUCCAAAGGUUGCUCAUUCAAACUCAUCCUUUGAUUUGUGCGUCUCUGAAUGUAUUUCUGCUGAUCUCCCUCAUUCAGCUAUGUCUGCCUCUGUCUCCCUGCCGCAUGCAUUAUCACAAGACUGCUCUGCUCUUAUCUUGCCCCAUGCAGAAGCACAGCUUCGAGGGAUAUAUGCAGUUCCUUGUCUUUUAGAAAGAACUGACAACUCUCUCAAUACCACAAUACAUUUUAUUUCGGGUCUCCCACAAACUAUACAAGUAGGGACUACAAUUGCUAAAUUAGUCAUCAUUCCAAAAGACUCCCCCAAUUCAGAAAUCUUAGCUCUCACCCAACCAAUCACAGAGACUAAACCCACUCUCUCUGUUUCCAUUAAAGGCUCCUCUUUCACGGGUCUACUGGACUCUGGAGCAGAUGUCUCUGUCAUAAGGACUGCGGAAUGGCCAUCAACCUGGCCCACUGAAGCAGCUCCCUCGGUGAGAGGAGUGGGGGGAAUUCAAACUGCCCGGCAACGACCAUUGGUGUACUACAAGCAGCUUCCAGACCCCGCCUGGAAAGGCCCUGCACAGCUCAUCACCUGGGGAAGAGGCUACGCCGCAGUACAACACAACGAUACGACACUCUGGGUCCCUGGACGACACAUUCGACCUUUUCAUCCAAAGCCUCACGCCACAAAAGCUUCUUCAUCUACCUCCUGCUAAGGCAUACUGGCAAAUUGCCUUUCUACACACAAGCAUCAUGAACUGCAUCAUGAACUUUCUUGUUUUUAUAAUGUUAUACCACACUAUGGACAUAACCUUUGCCCAGCCAUCAGUCGUUACCCCCCGGAUUCCAAACACAGCCUCCGAACUACUGCAUGACCUCUGGGAGAAGGGAGAUAUUAUUCAACCUCCUAUUCCUCAACCAAAACGCCGCACCCAGGUUCGGGUAAAACGACAAGCCACAGCCACAGAUGACGCAAAGCAUUGCAACCCGUGUCUGCAGACCACCAAGCAAGGUACGCAAAUCAUUAAGACUCUUUUAUAUCAUUCCAACAUGAUUUGCAAGAAGAAAGAUCCUCAAACCUGCACCUUAAAUGGCACUAUUUAUAGCAUCUGCAAGGACGGAGACAAAACACAAUGCUAUGA